This is a messenger RNA of Xenopus laevis (African clawed frog), 1922 nucleotides long. RefSeq names its product protein kinase C delta type-like. Lineage: Eukaryota; Metazoa; Chordata; Amphibia; Anura; Pipidae. The transcript has 10 exons. The record is from RefSeq and is a predicted model, not a curated record. The coding region runs from base 1 to 1446 and encodes 481 amino acids.
AUGACGAAGAAGAGGAAAAAGAGGAGUCCGACUCCAGAAGAGAGAGAACUUCCACAGGAUAAAAGUUGCAAGAAGAAAGAGAAGAAAGCAAAGGCUCAAGAUGCAGAAGAGAAGACCAGCUGCAGUAAAAAUAUUAAGAAGAGACACACUGAGAAAAAAAAACAAAUCAGUGUAGCGGAGAAGCCCACUGAAGAUGGAAGGAAGAAAAGAAAAUGGAUUAAAGAAGACCAAGCAAAGAAGAAAAACGAAAGCUUCUCAGAUGAGACCAGUAAACCUAGGAGCAAGAAGAGAAGACAAGAAGACAAAGAAGAAACAACUAAAAAUAGAAAGAAAACAGGCUUAGAAGAUCCUAAAAAUCCUCAGAGCAGCAGAAGGAGGAAGGAGCAGGAUAAGAGGAAAAGACCAAAAAGCCCAGAAGAUCCGUUGGAAGGUGGAAGUGGAAGCGCACAGAAGAAAUCCCGUGUGGAUGGGAAAAGGUCAGCCCCCCUGGACAUACACAGUUACAGGUUCCACCAAGAGCUAGGAGAAGGCAUGUUUGGACAGGUGAUGUUGGCAUCAUAUACACCAAAGAAACAACUCGUGGCAAUUAAGACGGUGCCCAAACAACCCAGCAAGGGCAACUUUACAUGCAUCAUGAAAGAGGCCAGACUCCUAAAGAUCGCCAGAGGAUGCCCCUUUCUAUGCCACUCCCAUGCCACAUUCCAGUCCGAGCUGCAUGCCUUCUUUGUGCUCGAGUAUGCCGGCGGGGGAACACUGCACAAACUGAUUUCCGACCAAGGAAUUCUGUCGAUGAACAACAUCCAGUUCUACACUGCAGAGAUGGUGAUAGCCCUACAGUUUCUGCACUCCAAUGGCAUCAUUCAUCGAGAUCUCAAGCCUGAAAACAUUUUGGUGGAUAACAAUGGACACAUCAAGAUCUGUGACCUUGGCCUCGCUGUUGAAGGAGUGUUCGACGCAAAGAAGAUCAGCGGAUUGACAGGAACACCUGGAUACCGUGCGCCGGAGGUUUUGUCAUUGGAGAAGUAUAACGCUGGAGUGGACUGGUGGUCAUUCGGUGUCAUCAUGUACGAAAUGGCCACUGGCAGACAGCCAUUUGCCCCAUCACUGGUUUCUGCUCAGGAGCUGUUUGAGAUUAAGGAGAAGAAGCUCGAAUAUCCGCGUCACAUGAGCCAGGAAAUGCUGGACCUUCUGCCAAAGCUUCUGGAGAUGAAUAAGAACAAACGCUUAGGAUUAAAUGGUAACAUCAGGAAGCACCCAUUCUAUGCCAGAAUCAACUGGAGCCAGCUGGAAAACAGAAAAAUAAAGGCACCUUUCCAGCCCAAAAUUCCACCAGUAGAUAAGUUAACAGUGAUUCAUCCAGCAUUCUGCUCUGAGACAACUAAGCAAAAGAGAGCAAAUGUGGAAGAUUUCUCCGAUGUGGAUUCCAACUGGAAUUGGCAGGAGUAAAGCAUUUUCUGUGCUCAUGUGGACUAACCUCAAACAACCUGUACAGCAAGUGAUGAUGGCAACAUACCAUCCAUGGCCAAUUCCAUAUAUGAACAUCAGAUCUGCCAUCUACUGUCUACUGCAAGUGUUUGCCUGUAAGGCCAUCUACACCAACACCACAUGGGAUCCUUGACAAAGUGCACACAAGACAUCUUAAGAGGCCCCACAGAAGAAAGGAAUAGCUGCGAACCGGACUUUGUAAAUGGAGAAAUCUAGCAGACCCUUGGACAAGGGUUAAAUGUAUACUGAACAUACAGUGCACUGUUGAUUAACACCAUUCAGUAUACUUCAGUUUUUUAUAUAGGGUAAGGUAAGUGGUAAGUAUAGCAUUAAGUUUUCUUUCUUUUCUAUCUUUCCUCCCAAUCUUUUACGGUGUUCUUAUAGAUCUUAUGUUAUAUAGAAAUAGAAAUGUUGUACAAGUUAAUGCAAAAAAAAAA